Messenger RNA from Prunus armeniaca (apricot), 855 nucleotides. The record is from the annotation of a GenBank genome assembly. NCBI's taxonomy places the organism in Eukaryota, Viridiplantae, Streptophyta, Magnoliopsida, Rosales, Rosaceae.
AUGAUUAUUAGUUGCAAGCCCUUCGAGUUGUCCCCAAAAGUUGAUGGAAUUGCACUUGACCCUGAGCCUGAAUGGAGCUUCGAAGCUCUACUCUCGGAGAUAGAUGAACUGGAAAGAAAGAUCAACAGCUCUUCUAAGGUUUCAGUGCCUUUUACUAAAGAAAGACCACGAGAUAUCUCCGAUUCAAAGAGCAAUGGGAGGACUUCUGCUAGCCCAUUUGUUAUGGGUGUCUUCGAAGAUAAGAUGGACAACAUUGACAGUGAAGAUGAGGAGGCUCAUGAUCAAAAUUCUGUGGUAGUUAAACGGUUUAAUUUUGAUGAUCUUUAUCUCAGUGAUAGUGAUGACUCUGGUGAUGACUCGUCUCUUGAAGCCCAACCUUGCCUGAUGGAGAAGGUUGAAUCAGGGGAAAGUAGUUUGUUCGGGCUAUCCCCUUGUCCAAAACUUGUUUUGGAUGAAAUCAAGAACCAAAUAUCAGCAUUAGAGACGGAUCUGAAGACUGAAAGUCAAUCUAUUUCUGCAAUCUUUCGAGUUGAGAGAUAUAGAGAAGAAAGAUGUGAAAUGGAAAGAAAACUUGAUACUCAAUAUCAAUGCAAUAUAGCAGAAGCACAUCACUUGACUGCUGUCCAGCGAGACCUUGAAGUCAGAUCUCAAACAGAAGAAAGAAAAAUAAGAAUUGAUGCAGCUUAUAAAGAUGCUAAAAGAAGGGAAAAAGCUCUGCAAGAAGAAAAACUUCGACAAGAACGAGCUAAAGCUGAAGCUGAGGCAUGUAUCCUGUCUUUGAUACCCCAUAACUGGUUCCCACUUCCCAUACAUUGUUUCCAUGGUGACCUUGAUAGCUCUAGCCAAUAUAAUUAA